UUGGCACAUCCGUGAUUGCGUUUCGUUUUGAAGGUGCGGCUAUCUGUAAGUUCGUUUAGGAGUGUUGUUCGCCGAUUUCUUAUUAGAUUUGUAAAACUUUUGAUUUGUUACGAUGUCUAAAAACACUCUGAGUUCCGCAUUCAGAAAAAUUGACAUAGACCAGUACAAUGAGAACAACUACAAAGAAGAAGAGAGCCUCGAUGCUCAAUCUCCACCGGGUGGACUGGAUGAGCAAGAAGUAAAUCAACUACUUAACCAAGGUAAAAACCUUGAUGCCCUGAAAAUUAUAUUGAAAACUGCUCCAAUUGGUUCCAAGUGCCAGACUGUAAAGGAUGCCGCAUGUGCUCUAGCAAUGCGUGCCCUACUGGGAAUUAAAGCCAGCGACAUCGAGAAGUCCGUCGGUGCGCUAGAUCGAGACUCUAUUGACGUGCUCAUGAAGUACAUCUACAAAGGCUUUGAAAUGCCCAACGAGGGCAGCAGUGGCCACCUCUUGGCUUGGCAUGAAAAGGCUUAUGCAGCAGGAGGUGUCGGCUGCAUAAUCAGAGUGAUGACGGAUCGAAAGAGGGUGUAACGUCCCGAAGAGAAAGACAAAAUAUUCCCGAACGCUCUUGCAGAAGUUUCCAUUACUGUAAGCAAUGUUGCUCACAUCAAAGCACUGCGAAUCUGAUGCACAUGCUUGAGUGUAUAUAUUUAUAUGUAUAUUCUGAAUAUAAAUGCAGGUUAUUGACAAUAAAACAUUGUUUCCACA
Molecule: messenger RNA, 748 nt
Organism: Ornithodoros turicata
Lineage: Eukaryota; Metazoa; Arthropoda; Arachnida; Ixodida; Argasidae
Gene: Arpc5
Product: actin-related protein 2/3 complex subunit 5-like
Exons: 4
Coding region: 113-571 (152 amino acids)
Biological process (GO): Arp2/3 complex-mediated actin nucleation; regulation of actin filament polymerization; cell migration
Cellular component (GO): Arp2/3 protein complex; cytoplasm; actin cytoskeleton
Molecular function (GO): actin filament binding
Source: RefSeq, a predicted model, not a curated record